Alosa sapidissima (American shad) is the source of this 2079-nucleotide messenger RNA. RefSeq names its product zinc finger protein 773-like. NCBI's taxonomy places the organism in Eukaryota, Metazoa, Chordata, Actinopteri, Clupeiformes, Clupeidae. Gene Ontology annotation, cellular component: nucleus. The transcript is spliced from 9 exons. Gene Ontology annotation, molecular function: RNA polymerase II cis-regulatory region sequence-specific DNA binding; DNA-binding transcription factor activity, RNA polymerase II-specific. Gene Ontology annotation, biological process: regulation of transcription by RNA polymerase II. The record is from RefSeq and is a predicted model, not a curated record. The coding region runs from base 251 to 1756 and encodes 501 amino acids.
UGUCAAAGUUCCUGUAUCUUCCUUGCGCCUCUGGGUUCCACCGCUGAGAUUACUGUCGGCGUUCCUGUGGCAGGUGGCAGCGAAGCGGCAGGUCACAUACUACACCAGGGUGGAGGAGUUUGUCUCAGUCGUUUUGGAGACGGUCCCACACCUACUGAGUGCUAAGGAAAGGGUUGAACUUCUCCUUGGCCUGAGAGCUAAGUUUAUUUUAGAUUUAUGCCGCAAGCUUCAAUCAGUGACUCUCAAGGCAAUGCAGCCACACCUGAACAAAUUUUCUAAGAUUGCUGAGUCUGUCUCCAUUGAUGGGAGUGAGCGUACAACCGUAGACGCCGCUGUGAGCGGCUUUGUGGUGCUCGUCCAAACCCUUCUGCGGAGUCCACCAGACAGGGAUCAUUUCUUUCAGGAUAUUUACCCAUUGCAUUAUGGUCCCACAUAUGACACAGCACUGCAGAUACUUGUGUGGAAAUUCCUCAGCAGACUGGAAAUGUUAUUGCCAGUGCCCAGCUUCCAUAUGUUGCAGGCAGCCACUUGGUUUGACAAAGACCCCUCACUCUUGGAGGAUUCUCUACAAAUGGUUUACGACACAAAGAAAGUUCAAAAUUUGUUGCUGCAAUUCAAAGAUUGUGCACAUUUGACCCCUGAAUCCUCGCCUUCGCCGAUCUUGGGAAACACCGUUUUCUCAACAUUAUCUGUCCCUUUCACUGUUAAGACAGUUCACCCCUGUAAACACCGUGAGCAAUGUGUGCUAACUGCCCAUGACAGCCAUGACUCUAAGGAUGGGGCAGAUACACUUGAAGACAGGGAUGAAGAGGGCGGAUUAAGAGAUGUGGACGGGGCAGAUGAACAGAGAGACGUGGAUGAAGAUGAUAGACCUGAGGAUGAAGAUGAUGGACCUGAGGAUGAAGAUGAUAAACUUGAAGAUGAAGAAGAUAGAAAUGAGGAGGAACAUGAUCCACAGAGGAACCUUCAUCAAGGCAGGCAGAGAAAUGUGGAUGAAACACAUCUGAAUGAUCAGAAAGUGAACGAGAAAGAUCAAUAUAAUGGUCACGUGCGUGAUCAUGAGAGACUAGUAAGCAGCAGGAGUGAGCAAGAGGACCUGGCGUCCUCAGUAGAAGAGUCUGGGGAAAAGAGAAGACUUUCAUCCCAAACCCAGCAGUCAAAUGGGCCCCUGCAUCACAAAUGCCCUGAAUGUGGCAAACACUUCCGUCGUAAAUCUGAACUCACUGAGCAUCUGACCAUUCACACGGGUGAGAAGCCUUUUCUCUGUUCUCACUGUGGUAAGAGAUUUAGAGCGAAAAGCGUUUUGGUUAGCCACAUACGUGUGCAUACGGGGGAACGGCCCUUCUGCUGUUCAGUCUGUGGGAAGACGUUCACCCAGAGGUCAGCCUGGAAUUUUCAUAUGCGGGUGCACACUGGAGAGAGACCGUACUUGUGUUCUUUCUGCGGCAUGAGUUUCUCUAUCACGUCAAAAUUGAACAUUCACAUGCGAAUUCAUACAGGAGAGCGUCCUUUCAAGUGUGAGCUCUGUGGGAAAGGAUUCCGGAUGUCCGGGAUGCUGACCAACCACAGGAGAGUCGUCCACACAAAGGAGAAACCAUAUAGUUGCUCCGUAUGCCACAAGCGAUUUUCCGAUUCUUCCAAAAUGCGGAGACAUAUGCGAGUGCAUACAGGGGAGAAACCCUAUGAGUGUGUGCUGUGUGGAAAACGAUUUUCACAGAUAGGGAAUAUGAGAAUACAUCAACGUGUGCAUAGGUGACAUCCCCGACUUUAUAAUGAUUUGUGUAAUGGCGAGGCCAUUCACUCUGAAAUGUCAGCCCAGAUAGUAUUAAAUGUGUACAACUAAGUUUGGCGAUUGUACACAGAGUCUGCCUGUUCUUAUUCAAAUGUUGAUGUUGACAUCUAUUGAUAAUAGUUUUCUUAACUCUUAAAAUGCUGAAUACUUGUAGGAGGGGACUCUUGAAAAUUAAUAUUUUUUGGUAAUGGAGCAUUUCAUAAUGUCAAUGUUUUCUCUGACAUUGUAUCCAGUUGUUUUCAAAACUUAUACAGACAAGUGUUGAAGUUUGCCUUGUAAAGACAAAG